Talaromyces rugulosus is the source of this 1071-nucleotide messenger RNA. RefSeq lists its product as uncharacterized. The record is from RefSeq and is a predicted model, not a curated record. The transcript is spliced from 2 exons. The coding region runs from base 1 to 1071 and encodes 356 amino acids. NCBI's taxonomy places the organism in Eukaryota, Fungi, Ascomycota, Eurotiomycetes, Eurotiales, Trichocomaceae.
AUGGAAUCUGCGCCCCAGAAGCGUCAGCGCACCGAGCUGCAGCUCGCCCGCAAACGACAGGCUGACCGGGUCAGCCAGAAGGCCAAACGCGAACAGGCCAAGCGUAACAUGGACCAUCUCGAGACACAGCUCGCCAAGUUGCAGGACACGGUGGAAUUACUAUCGGACCAACUGCAGGCGAUGCAUGCAGAGCUGCGCGAAAGAGACAAGCACUGCCCUUCUCAUUGUCGCCCGCCACCGCCCCAGUCCACUGCUUCGGACGUGCAACCGCUGGGUUCGCUGGAUGGAGAUAAUAAUGCCGAAACAAGCAAGGACGAAAACCCGAGUGAAGUACCUGCGAAACAACCAUCGUCGAAGAAGCGAAAUCGUUCCCCGGCAGACUCCCCUCUGGAUCUGAUCAAAUGCCUGUGUGGCGUGCAGCACCAAGUGCAGUCGGAAUGUUUGGAGUAUUCCACCUUUUCAAUUCUGCUCAAGACACACGAAAACCUAGCCGAGGGCAAAGAACUUCCGAUCACGACAUGGCUACCGCGCACACCGUCGCUGGUGUCGAUAUUCUGCCCGGCUGCAAGCACAAACCCUGUGAUUCGUAUACUAGGAGCCUUUUUCCGACAAGUGCACCCAACCAAAGUGUCGACGUUACUUGCCUGUUGUUUGCUGAUGUACCGAUAUUUGAGAUGGCGCUUAUACCCAGACAAAGAAACCUUCCGCGACGUCCCCGAAUGGGUACACCCAACCGAGAUCCAAAAGACCGUUCCUCACCCCGUCUGCGUUGACUUUAUUCCCUGGCCCAAACUACGUGAUUAUAUUGUCUUACAUAAGUACACCGACCCGCGACAUUCGGUCUCGCUCUUCAUCCGCUCAAUUCGGGUUCGCUGGCCAGACAACCGAGACUUUUAUACCAUGUCCGCACAAGGCGAACUGCUGCUGGAUCCCGAGUUUGAAGAGGCGGUUUAUCGGUAUGAAAACUGGCAGAUUUCAAAAGACUGGAUCGAAAUGUUUCCUGCCCUGAAGGACUACGUUAAUGUGGAAGAGGAUGAGGGCGAUUCGCAGACUGCACCCAAUUGGCCGUAA